This is a messenger RNA of Porites lobata, 747 nucleotides long. The record is from the annotation of a GenBank genome assembly. NCBI's taxonomy places the organism in Eukaryota, Metazoa, Cnidaria, Anthozoa, Scleractinia, Poritidae.
AUGAAAAAAGACCCCGAGAGUGUAAAAGAGGACCUAAAACCUAUGAAAGACGAAACACGGGCAGUUCAAAGAAAAUUAGAAGACGACAUGGACAUGUCUCACCAGUUGGAUGAUGGCAGUGAUGACUUUUUGGUAGAGAGAGCCAAUCGUUUAGAGCUGUCUGAGAAUCCUUUGUUCAAAGUCAAUCACACGUUUCUACCAUACAAACGGCAGGGUUUGAAGGGUGCAGUCAAGAAAGAACAAUUUUCCGUCACGUUUGAUCAGUUACGUAAACCCACAGAAGAGGAAUCAUUGGGAGAGGGUUUGUCAGAGUCCCUGUUUGAAGCGGUAAGGGACACGAUCCUAAAAGAAAACCUGCAGGAUUCAACAAAAGUUCAUCUGACUUUAACCUCAAAGGAACAUUCCAACGGCACUGUAAAUUCGGGAUAUUUAUCCCACGUAAAAUAUGGCAUCCCAGUCCAAGAGUUUGUGAAACGUGGUGAUUGUGUACAUGCUAUGUUCGAGUCACUGGCAAGAGAAAUGAAUAGUGCUCAAAAUAUGAAUCCAGCCAUUGGGUUCAAUGCCACUCUCACAUUUAUCACCUACCCUGACAAAGGUGGCAAAGGUAGAGCUUCUAAAAAUCCAAACAGAUUACCCUUUGAUUUGAUGCACAAAAAGAAAGACUGUAUGAUCAAGAUAAAAAACACAGAUGACAUGUUGUGCCCGUGCAAUCGUAACGAUGAAAGAGUACGUGGAUGGCGAUCCUGA